AAUGGCUUCUCCCACACCCACAUGGGCCCCGCCCCCUAGCAGCGGGACCUAAGGGCUCUUCCUCUUCUAAGUGGUGUGCUGUCCCUAUGGCUGCCUACGAAGAGGUGAGCGUGUCCGGCUUCGAGGAAUUCAACCGGGCUGUGGAGCAGCACCAGGGCAAGACCAUUUUCGCCUACUUCAGCGGUUCUAAGGAUGCUGAAGGAAAAAGCUGGUGUCCUGACUGUGUGCAAGCUGAACCAGUCGUUCGAGCAGGGCUGAAGCAUGUUAGUGAAGGAUGCGUGUUCAUCUACUGCCAAGUAGGAGAAAAAUCGUAUUGGAAAGAUCCAAAUAAUGAUUUCAGAAAGAAACUGAAAAUAACUGCGGUGCCUACACUCCUGAAAUACGGAACGCCUCAAAAACUGGUCGAAUCUGAGUGUCUUGAAGACAACCUUGUGGAGAUGAUGUUCUCUGAAGAUUAAGAUUUGAUGAUGGCACUUGUGUCUUGAUUUCCUGGUUUGCUACAGUAUAAAAGAAUUGCAUACUUGAUUUGAAUUCAUGUUAGCAAUAAAU
Molecule: messenger RNA, 549 nt
Organism: Fukomys damarensis (Damara mole-rat)
Lineage: Eukaryota; Metazoa; Chordata; Mammalia; Rodentia; Bathyergidae
Gene: Txndc17
Product: thioredoxin domain containing 17
Exons: 4
Coding region: 87-458 (123 amino acids)
Cellular component (GO): cytosol
Molecular function (GO): protein-disulfide reductase [NAD(P)H] activity
Source: RefSeq, a predicted model, not a curated record